AUUACUUUAACCUUCUCAAGAUUCAUUUCCCUUCUUUCUGCUAAACUUAAUGUCUUCCUUCUAUUGACUCUUUUUGGGAAUAAGGAGCAACAAUCUUCUAUCUCCCCUCAUCCUCAGUUUUUUCUUUGUUUCUUCUUCCAGAACCCUGCUUAUGAUAUACUUCUGUGUCCUUGAUUUUCCUUAUGCUCAAGAAGUAGGCCCAAGAUAGUCUUAAAAUGGUUUCUACCAUUGUCUCUCUCUCUCUUUUUUUUUUUUUUUUUAAAGCAGAUUCCUUAAGGUUUUAAGGAAUCUGGAAAAUUGCCUUCCUAGACUCACCCAAGACUAGCCACUUUAGAAAAUGCACUCUCCUCCCCAAAACCCGCCCCCACAUAGGCAGGUUUUUUCUUUUGGGCAAACCUGCUUCUUGGGAAGGGAGGUGGCCAAACCUGUUUGAAGGGGAGGUUACCUCCUUUCCACAUCUCCCUCCUCCUUGGAGGCAAGAGCAACAAACAGUUGAGACAGAGAAAAAGCGUUCAGAAGUGUUGGGGAGCUGGGAUAUCCAGCUCCCCGACAACUCUCAGUGUUUAAAGAAGGAGACAGGGAGACCUGCGAAGAUGGGAACUCUACAAGAGGCAGGAGAAAAGACAUCCGAUCCUGGGGUCAGGGAGAAUGCAGAAACAGCAGGGCUAGGAGCAUCCCUGAGACUUGGGGAACUGGAGCUGAUGGAGGAAUGGCAGGAUGAAGAAUUCCCCAGAUUGCUUCCUGAAGAGGCUGACCCUUCUGAAGAUCCUGUUGAUCCUGAAGGAGAUUCACAGGCAGGUACCCCCAACACUUUAGCCCUAUGUGGCCAUCGCCCCAUGCGUAAGCGUCUUUCUGCCCCAGAGUUGCGACUGGAUCUGACCAAGGGGCCUGGAGAUGAUGGAGCGUCUCCCACCCACUCUGAUCCUUCCUCCUCCGAGGGCAGUUCUGACCUGGAGGUAGACGAGUUGGAGACACCUUCAGACUCGGAGCAGCUGGACAGUGGACAUGAAUUUGAAUGGGAAGAUGAGCUGCCCCGGGCAGAGGGUCUAGGGGCUAGCGAGGCAGCUGAGAGGCUGGGCCGGGGUUGCAUGUGGGAUGUGGCUGGAGAAGAUGGUCAUCACUGGAGGGUGUUCCGAACAGGACAGCAGGAGCAGCGAGUGGACAUGACUGCCAUUGAGCCCUAUAAGAAAGUGCUGUCUCAUGGAGGCUACCACGGUGAUGGCCUCAAUGCGGUCAUCGUCUUCGCUUCCUGUUAUCUGCCCAGAAGCAGCAUCCCCAACUACACCUACGUCAUGGAACACUUGUUUAGGUAUAUGGUGGGGACUCUGGAGCUGCUGGUAGCUGAAAAUUAUCUGCUGGUUCACCUGAGCGGAGGCACAAGUAGGGCCCAGGUUCCACCUCUGAGCUGGAUACGCCAGUGUUACCGUACUCUGGACCGGCGGCUCCGGAAGAACCUGCGCGCCCUGCUGGUUGUCCAUGCGACGUGGUAUGUGAAGGCAUUCCUGGCGCUGCUUCGGCCCUUCAUCAGUUCUAAGUUUACACGAAAGAUUCGUUUUCUGAGCAGCCUGGGAGAGCUGACCCAACUCAUCUCCAUGGAUCAGAUCCACAUCCCGGAAGCUGUCAGACAGCUGGACCAGGAUCUCUAUGGCUCAGGCGGGAUCUAGCAUAGGACUGGAGUAAAAGGACCUCAUAACCAAGCAAAGAUAAUUGAUCUGCCUACACCCUAACCCCUGAAACAUCUGAGCUGUCUUGUAAACAUCUUAUCCUCAACCCCAGUAUCGCUGGGUCUUCACACCUCAGUGAGACGUCAUUCAUUCCGUGACGGUGCCUUCAGAGUAGGCUCUGAGGUCCAGAACCUGAUCUGGUGGGUGACUUUCCUUUCAGUUGGAGGGGUGCCUGUGGUGCCAUUUUGUAUAGGAAAGUGCAAAGCGGUGCUGCUUUAGCUGUAGAACCUUGGGCAAAUUCAUCUCCCUGAGUCUGAGAUCCUUCGGGGCUGAGAUCCUUUCCCCCUGGGGUGUUCUAGCAGUCUGUGAAGGUGAGGGAUGAAUGGGGAGGGCAGGGCUUGACUGACCACAGCCAGCCUGCCUACUGGGAGUCCACAGUCAGUGCCCCAAAUGCUAAAGGAACAGUCAACAACAAGGUUACCCUCUCUCCUUCAGUAGUCACGUCUGUUGCCUGUGACACUGGCCUGUGAGCCUGGGGAAAGGUUGUUCUCAAACCUGUACUUUUGUCCUCUUUAAUAAAUUCAGAUCUGUAGCGGUUAAUAAACUGUGAUGAGAGGUUUAAGCUCUGCUCCGAGGAAGUGAACUCCUCUUUCCCCAGCCCCUUACAUCACAAUCUGUCCGUUCUGGCACAGGGUUCACGCUACAGGUUCCCUGGGAUUUUUAGCUGAGCGCCUGGGCCUGCGGGGAGAGGGCA
This is a messenger RNA of Camelus dromedarius (Arabian camel), 2418 nucleotides long. RefSeq names its product BCL2 interacting protein like (gene BNIPL). Gene Ontology annotation, cellular component: cytoplasm. Gene Ontology annotation, biological process: apoptotic process. The record is from RefSeq and is a predicted model, not a curated record. Lineage: Eukaryota; Metazoa; Chordata; Mammalia; Artiodactyla; Camelidae. Bases 594 to 1664 code for a protein of 356 amino acids. The transcript has 10 exons.